AGCAAAUACCUUUAAUUGCAAUUGCUGUAAAAAUUGACGGUUGGUCCUAAAAUAAUGAAAAAUUUCGUUGACCUCGUCGUCUUUGGUCUGAUGGUGUUGACUGGUAUUCUGACUACAACAAGAAAUAAUGUGAUGGCAGAUGGGUCAUGCUUUGUUGAAAGAGGAGCGGAUUUCAUGACAAUUAGAGUUCCUAGUAGCAAUCUUGUUCAUACAGAAGGUCGUACUGGCAAACAGGGUCCAAUUGGUCCAAAGGGUGCUCCAGGUCCAGUAGGACGAUCAGGCGAAAAAGGAAGGCAAGGACCGAUUGGGUUACAUGGCCCUCCUGGACCACCCGGUCCCCAAGCAGUAUUGGAUUCAAGUUCUGGUAUAUUACUUCAAUAUAAAACGCAAAUAGAAAGACAAGGAGCUCAAAUUGCGGCACUGGAAGCACAAGUAUCCGCAUUGAAGAAUUGGAUUGGGUAUUACAAGGCAAGCAAUGGCAAUUUAUACAAAUGGUUUAAAGAAAAACUAAAUUUCGAUAGCGCAAAGAAAAAAUGUGAAAGUUUUGGUACUCAACUUGCAUCGGUAGGAAUGAGGGACAAUACCGUAAAAAGAGAAAUAUACGCCGCUUUGAAAAUUGGUAGAGUGUACACCUGGAUAGGCCUUCAAGAUCUCGACGGACGUGGUGCUAUGUGGACCUGGUUAGACGGUGUAGUAUCAGCGAAAAGAGAUCUGGAAUGGUCUGAAAGAGAACCCAGUAGUCCAGGUGUCGAAAAUUGUGUGAAUCUUCAUGGAGCGAUUACUUUAAAUGAUCUUGAUUGCAAACGAAGGGAAUCUUACUUGUGCGAGAAAACUUUGGAAUAAUCGAGUCGUGUUAAAUGUAAUUCCAUGCAUGAAGAUCUAACUAACUAUCGACAAUUGCUUGUUUAAUGAAAGACAGUGCCACAACAAGUUGUUCACGCAGCGAACUUUUCGAGAAUUCCCCUUACACCAUUUACGAUAAAAAAAAGAUGAAAUGCAGUGAUUAUUGCUUGAAAAAAGUCAUAAUCGGUCGUGUAAUAUCGUGAAAAUCUAAAAAUAUUCUCCGAAUGCGCCGGUUAAUGCAUUGAAAGCUGUUGACUGUGAACUUCAACCUUCGGGGAAAUAGAGGCAUUUUUCCACCUGCAUAAAACUAUGUUCUCAUAUUCACCAGGCAAUGAAAUCAUCAAUAUUUACUACGAAAACUAUUCCAUCAAUUUUACAAUACAUUUCACCUUAAUUACCGAUGCCGAUGGUAUAAACCCGAAACAACAAUAUUCUUGCUCACCCAAAAUUUUUCCUAUCAAAAACGAAACGAACUAGUCCCUGAUUUGUCGGAAAAGUACCUUGUUUCCGGAAAAGUAAGAAAUAAAGAUAGAGAUGUAUCUGCUAAACGGGAAAUCCCAAACGCCUUUCAAUAGAAUAACUUGGGCCAAAAUAGAUAGAAGAGAGGGGGGGAACAAAUACGCAACAAAUACCAUUUAAGGUAUCACUAUACUUCAUGUUGUAUCUUAUACUUUCUACACUUCGAUUGUUGAGUUUAUCGUAUGCUUAUUUAAACGAAGCAAUAAAAUCCUAAAAUGUUGUAAAAGGUUGCUUGAAACUGUUAUAUCAAAUUAACAGAUAUUUCCAGAUGAACAUCGCAUACUCCUGAUUGCAAAUUUUUGU
Molecule: messenger RNA, 1665 nt
Organism: Styela clava
Lineage: Eukaryota; Metazoa; Chordata; Ascidiacea; Stolidobranchia; Styelidae
Product: C-type lectin domain family 10 member A-like
Source: RefSeq, a predicted model, not a curated record